AUGGAAAAUUGUAUUGGACCCGUGUGGGAUUUGAUAAAACUGAUGUGGGCUCCUGUUGGUCGCCGGAUACAGCUUGCCAGAAGACUAGGUGAGAAGAUAGAAAACCUUGACGCGGAAGCUCGAUAUUUAUCAAACCGAAGACAAGACAUCGAAAGGGAACUCUCAAGUGAUGAUGAUAAAGUGCCUAAUGCAGUAUUUAAAGGUUGGAUUGAUGAUGUGGAAAAGAUUGAACAACGUAGACGUGAGAUUAAAGAUGAGUAUGCACAAAAUAAGAAAUGUCUGUUGGGUUUGUUUCCUGAUAUAAAAUGGCGUAUGAGUUUAGGUAAGUGUAUUGAGGAAGCAGUUGUUCGUAUUGGUGAGCUCCAAGAGAUGUCAAAGUUUGAAGGAGGCAUUGUUCUUGAUGCACCGCCACCUGCUGCUGAGUUUUUGCAGCUGCCGAGGACAAUGGAGCCUGCACCAAUUAACCGUACUUUGCAGAAGGUAUUGGCACACAUAAGAAGUGAAAAGAUCCAUCAGAUAGGAAUUUGGGGAAUGGGUGGUGUGGGGAAGACAACUGUACUGAAAGCUUUGAAUAACUUAUCGGAGAUCUCAAUAACUUUUGAAAUUGUCAUAUGGGUUACGGUCUCAAGUCAGGGGAGUGUUGAGAAGAUUCAAAAGGAUGUUGCAAAGCGUUUGUCAGUUGAUGUAAACGAUGCAGAUCCCAUUCACACAGUCGCAAACAAAAUCUACCAAAAUCUGAGAUCCAAGAAGUUCUUGUUGCUGCUGGAUGAUGUAUGGAGAAGCUUAGAUUUGGGCGAUAUCGGCAUCCCUAAUCUUAACGAGCAAGAAAAAGAGGGACUGACUGGUGGUGCAAAAUCUAUAAUCGAUGGCUAUAAUAAAGGUCGUGACCUAUUGAAUACUCUUGUUCAAAAAUCUUUGUUGGAGAAGGUUGGAUACUCUCGUUGUAGGAUGCAUGAUUUGUUACGGGAUCUAGCAUUAAUUAUCACAUCGCCAAGAGGAAAUAAUGACAACAAGUUUUUGGUAAGAGCUGGUUUGAGAGAUGGAUGGUAUGGAAACGAGGAGGAAUGGAAGCGAAUGAAACGCAUUUCAUUGAUGAGUAACGCAUUGGGCACUUUACCCGAAUCUCUGGAUUGUCCUAUUCUUUCAACAUUGUUUCUCCAACAUAAUUUGCGGUUACAGACGAUUCCGAACAAGUUCUUUCAGCACUUGGCAGAGCUUCGAGUUUUAGACCUAUCGUACACCAGCAUCAGAUCACUACCAUCAUCUAUUAGCAGUUUGGUGAAUCUUCAAGGGCUAUAUUUGAAUAAUUCUGAGGCUCUUGCAGAGCUUCCAUCUGAAGUGGGAUCUCUAAAGAAGCUCGAAGAACUUCAAAUGAUUGCAGUUGCGGUCCAGCGCUUACCAUUUGAUAUCAUGAAUUUGAAUCGUCUUAUUAGUUUUAUAUUUUCAACUGCUUACCACCUUAUCACGACGGUGGAUAUUCCUGCUGGGGUGAUAAAAAGUCUCAUCUCAUUGGAGCAACUGCAAAUUGGUGUGAAGUUGUUGCAGUCUGCGCACGUUGCUAUGCUGGAUGAGGUGGCUUGUUUGAGAAAUUUGACUAAAAUUCGUCUCUCUUUUCCGAAGGCCUCAGAAUUUGUUAUGGUGUGGAGCUGUGAUGACAUUGAGAUUCUUGCAAAUGGGGAUGAGUCAGAAGGAGGCGACAUUUUAGCUGAUUUGGAGAAUUUGAAGUUGAGCUGUUUGCCGAAACUGAGAGCAAUAAUAGAAGGGCAACCGUCAAUAAGAAGCUUCUCAAAUCUCAAUUCUUUGAGAUUGGACACAUUUACCUGCGAUCGGCUUGAAGAUAUUUUUGAAGAGAAUGAGAUUGAACCUGAGAUGAUCAGAAGUGAUGGUCAUCAGCUCCCAAGGUUGGAGCUCUUAGAACUUCAAUCUCUCCCCAAACUCGUCAGUAUUGAUAAGAUUGUGUCAUUGGCUUCCGCCUCAAUAGAGGAAAUCUGGAUUCGCAAAUGCAUUAAUGUAAAAUCUCUUCCUAGUAGCCUGGUUGAUGCACCAAAAUUAAGGAAGAUUGGAGGUAGCAGCAGUGAAUGGUGGGAUGAAGAACUAGAGUGGGAAGAUAAUGCAAUCAAGCACCGACUACAACUUCUUCUCUCUGUUCGAUAG
Molecule: messenger RNA, 2154 nt
Organism: Dovyalis caffra
Lineage: Eukaryota; Viridiplantae; Streptophyta; Magnoliopsida; Malpighiales; Salicaceae
Source: the annotation of a GenBank genome assembly